GGUAACCGAGAGCCGCGUAGAGGAUGGGCUUGCUAUCAAUUCUGCGUAAAUUGAAGAGUGCACCAGACCAGGAGGUUAGGAUCCUGCUCCUGGGAUUGGAUAAUGCAGGCAAAACCACACUUUUGAAACAACUAGCAUCUGAAGAUAUCACCCAUAUCACUCCGACCCAGGGUUUUAACAUUAAAAGUGUGCAAGCCCAAGGUUUCAAGUUGAAUGUGUGGGAUAUUGGUGGACAAAGGAAAAUCAGGCCAUAUUGGAGAAAUUAUUUUGAGAACACUGAUAUCCUGAUUUAUGUCAUUGAUAGUGCUGAUAGAAAAAGAUUUGAAGAAACUGGUCAAGAACUAGCAGAGCUGGUGGAUGAAGAAAAGCUAAGUGGCGUUCCAGUACUCAUCUUUGCAAACAAACAAGAUUUACUGACAGCAGCCCCUGCUGCAGAGAUUGCAGAGGGUCUGAACUUGCACACAAUCCGGGAUAGAGUCUGGCAGAUUCAGUCUUGUUCAGCCCUGACAGGAGAGGGCGUGUCGGAUGGCAUGAACUGGGUCUGCAGAAAUGUCAAUGCAAAGAAGAAGUAAGUCAAGCUGAGUUGCCUGGAACUAGAGAAACAGCAAGAGCCAAACAUGCUAGCCAGCUGCUAGUGUCUGACCAAAUAUUGUUCCAUCUGCCUGCAGCUACAGCUGUUCAGACUGGUAAUCGUAGCUAAGCCUACUGCUUCUAUAGGAACUUUAUCUGUUGACUAGUGUCAUCCCCAUCCCCAUGCAAAUCUUUCUUUCAUUCUUUUUGAAAAGUAAAUAGUAUUAAGGGUCUCCCUGUUGUUCAUACUAGCAAUGAAAAUAGGAAUGGAUUGCAGUCUGACAUAGACACUUCUGAUGAGUUCCACAGAGGUCAGAUUAUUACAGCAAUAUAUAUCAAUGGCCACAUCCAUUCUGAAAUCACUCAAGAUCCUUCCCUGGUCCAGUUCAGAACUUUUCUCAUUGUCCAAUAAAGUGAUCUUUUGUUCAAGCAAAUGCUUCAAUUUUAAAAUAUACAUACCACAUUGCUUACAAGGCACUCAUUUGGCCAUAUGCCCAAGGGUCUGUCUUUUUUUCACAAAGACAUCUAUAAAACUCAAUUGGAAUGAAAAAGCAACAACUCAUGCAGGAUGCCAUAAUUUGAUGAAAUAAAACAACAUGUUUGUA
Molecule: messenger RNA, 1175 nt
Organism: Protobothrops mucrosquamatus (brown spotted pit viper)
Lineage: Eukaryota; Metazoa; Chordata; Lepidosauria; Squamata; Viperidae
Gene: ARL3
Product: ADP ribosylation factor like GTPase 3
Exons: 6
Coding region: 24-572 (182 amino acids)
Biological process (GO): cilium assembly
Cellular component (GO): microtubule cytoskeleton; cytoplasm
Molecular function (GO): GTP binding; GTPase activity
Source: RefSeq, a predicted model, not a curated record